Messenger RNA from Cornus florida, 747 nucleotides. RefSeq lists its product as uncharacterized. NCBI's taxonomy places the organism in Eukaryota, Viridiplantae, Streptophyta, Magnoliopsida, Cornales, Cornaceae. Gene Ontology annotation, biological process: DNA integration. The transcript has 3 exons. Gene Ontology annotation, molecular function: nucleic acid binding. The coding region runs from base 1 to 747 and encodes 248 amino acids. The record is from RefSeq and is a predicted model, not a curated record.
AUGGAUUUGAUUGGUAAACUUCGACCUUCAUCAUUAGAACAACAUUAUUAUAUUGUUGUUGCGACAGAUUAUUUUACGAAAUGGGUUGAAGCUGUACCAGCCAAAUCGGUCACAAGUGAUAGUCUUGUACAAUUUAUUGAGCAACAUAUUAUCCACAGAUUUGGUAUUCCUGAAUCAAUUACGGCUGAUAGAGGUUCAGUCUUUAUUUGCCAUCAAGUUGAAGUAAUGGCUCAGCAAUAUGAUUUUCAAAUAUUGAAUUCAACACCUUAUUAUGCACAAGGUAAUGGACAAGCCGAGUCAUUAAAUAAGUCAAUAAAAGCCUCUAUUGAAAAAAUGGUUGACAAAAAUCCAAGAGAGUGGCACAUAUUAUUAUCGGAGGCUUUAUGGGCAUUGAGAACAUCUAAGAGAUCAAGUACAGGAGUUACUCCUUAUUCUUUGGUAUAUGGGUAUGAUAUCGUUUUACCUAUGGAGAUGACAGUUUGGUCCCUAAGGGUUGCACGUCAAAUGGAUUUAGAUCUUGAAGAAUAUACACAAGCUAUGUGCAUAGAAUUGCAAGGGCUGGAUGAAACUAUCUUGCCAUUAGGGAAGAAAGAUCCGGAGUUGGGAAAAUGGUCUCCUACUUGGGAUGGUCCCUAUAUUGUUGAUCAGGUUCAAUCAAGAGGUGUUUAUAGGCUAAAGGAUUCUUAUGGUAAGCUUUGCUUGAGAAUUGGUCACUUCUUCUGUAGCUUUUUCUUUGACAGUUGCUAA